Messenger RNA from Cylindrotheca closterium, 351 nucleotides. The record is from the annotation of a GenBank genome assembly. Lineage: Eukaryota; Bacillariophyta; Bacillariophyceae; Bacillariales; Bacillariaceae.
AUGCCAACUACUCGGAGCGGUACAAACUCCACACCCGCUCCUACUGCUGGUGCUGCCAACCAACCUGUCAGCCCUGUUACUCCAACUGUUGGCAAUACUGCCAGUACGCCUGUCAAUGCUACCGCACAACCUGGCCAUACCCUUGCAAGCCUUGAAUUUGCUGUCACAACCCUCUUUCAAGAGCCCCUAGACAGCCCACUCAUGCUCGCUAUUCGUCGCGAUGGAUGUUCACACUUCAUGCACCUCCUCUCCUACAACGAGAAUGAGCUCCUUGCAUUGAAGUAUGAUGCACCCGUCAUCGACCAAUACGGGGUGGAUACUGGCCAGCCAAACUCAGCUUACUCAGCUUGA